AUUCCCCCAAAACGAAGAAUGUCAAGCAAACCCGUUCUCUACUACGCUCCCCGCAGUCCGCCCUGCCGCGCUGUGCUGCUAACAGCCGCCGCCCUGGGGCUGGAGUUGGAUCUACGCGCUGUUAAUGUAAAGGCGGGAGAGCACCUGACGGCAGAGUUUCUCAAGCUUAAUCCGCAGCACACGAUUCCGGUACUGGAUGACAACGGCACUGUGGUGAGCGACUCGCACAUCAUCUGCUGCUAUCUGGCGGACAAGUUCGGAGGCGCCACCGACUCCCUGUACCCAAAGGACCCCGUACAGCGACGCACAGUGGACGCGCGCCUGUACUACGACUGCGGCCACCUCUUCCCCCGCAUCCGGUUCAUUGUGGAGCCCGUGAUAUACUUCGGGGCAUCCGAUGUGCCCUCCGACCGCAUCACCUAUGUGCAAAAAGCGUACGACGGCCUCGAACACUGCCUGGCUAGCGGCCCAUACCUGACUGGCGAGGCACUGACCAUCGCGGAUCUGUGUUGCAUUUCCUCGGUGUCGACAGCCGAGGCGUUCGCCCCCAUCGAGGCAGACAAGUAUCCCCUUCUCUCUGGGUGGGUGAAGCGCCUGCAGGCCCUGCCCUAUUACAAGAGCAGCAAUCAGGAGGGCUUGGACAUGCUGGUAAGUCUGGUCAAGGGCCUGCUCGCGGAACGUCAACAGAAGCAGUCCUGAGUCCAUCCCGACUUCCGAACAAUCAAUCAAUAUUAUAUGUAAUGUGUAAUAAAAGCAGAGGUCAUGCAUCAUGCUCCUAUCAG
Molecule: messenger RNA, 782 nt
Organism: Drosophila subobscura
Lineage: Eukaryota; Metazoa; Arthropoda; Insecta; Diptera; Drosophilidae
Gene: GstE11
Product: glutathione S-transferase 1
Exons: 2
Coding region: 19-699 (226 amino acids)
Biological process (GO): glutathione metabolic process
Molecular function (GO): glutathione transferase activity
Source: RefSeq, a predicted model, not a curated record